ACGUGUGAAACUUUCUCUCAAUGUUUACGUGGCUGUAGCUGUGUAGAGGACCGCCAUGGAAGGUCGCUUGUCUGUAUGGAGGAGAGCGCCUUUGGAGCCAUACCAGAGAACCUCCCAGAUGAUAUGACCAAAAUCCGAAUAGAGAAAUCACACUUCACUGAAAUACCCAGAGGUGCUUUCUCCAAAACCCCGGCCUUGGAGAACUUGUGGUUGAACUUCAAUGAUAUCACAGUGAUCAACUCAAAGGGCCUGGAAGGUUUGGCGAACUUAACGGAGCUGCGUCUGCAGGGGAACAAGCUGCGCUCAGUACCAUGGACAGCGUUCGAGGACACGCCGGGCCUAAAGAUCCUGGACCUGAAGCACAACCAGCUGGACGUCCUUCCGGAGCAUGCGUUAAAAUAUCUGCCGGGUCUGACUUAUUUAGACUUGUCCUUCAAUCGACUCACGGUCAUAUCGAAGGAAGUCUUCCAAAACUGGCCUCUGUACCAAAAACUGCAGAGCAUGGAGGAGCGGGAGGCGAGCGUGUCAGGGCCGAACGUCGUCCUGGCGCUCCACGACAACGCGUGGCUCUGCGACUGCCGGCUGAAGGGCUUCGUGGAGUUCAUCAGGUCUCUAAGGCCCCCGAUUAUACUGAUGAACUCCUACUUGACCUGCUCAGGGCCGGACUUUAGAGAGGGAAAGUUCUUCCACGAGGUCGAGCUGCAGGCGUGCGUCAAACCGGUCGUGUCCACGCCGUCCGUGAACAUCAGCCUGCCCCUGGGCGCUAACGUCACCCUGCGCUGCCUCGCCAAGGCCCGGCCGGACCCGUCGGUGUGGUGGACAUAUGGUCUGAAGAUAAUCAGAGGAUUUCAUGAAUCUCAGGAGAGAGUAGAUGAGGACACCAUCAGAUCCUUCCUGGUGAUCCCCUCCCUGCAUGCAGCAGACCGUGGCACUUACACCUGCACUGCUGUCAACUUCAUUGGAAACUCCUCCAUCAGUAUCCAGCUGGAAGUUCUCUCUCCUGAUGGCUCCCAGACUUCCAACCUCCCUGGCGUCCCUGCUCCGCCUGCUGCUAGAGAUGAAAAUGUCUACAUUGACAUCCGCAUCGCCAAACAGACGGUGCGUGGCAUCUCCAUUGAGUGGUUCGCCGCCUUAGACCGCCCAGCCGAGACCUGGUUCACCAUCCACUUCGGCCGUGCGGAUGACGACAAGAAAGAAAUGAUCUACAUUGGCCCUGGGAUCCACUCUUACUCCGUCUCUGAUCUGAUGCCUGCAACCAAGUAUGAAAUCUGCGUCACCCUCAAAAACCAGGCACCACGACCCGGCCAAUGCAUCGUGUUUGUGACAGGAAGUGAUAUCACAGAGAUGGAGCAGAGAGAGAAGCUGAUUCACAUUGUGGUGAUAGUUUUAGCCAUGGUUCUGGCUGUUCCCAUAGGCAUGUACGCCUGCACCACUGACACUAAGUUCGCCUGCCUGGAGGUCAUCAUGCAGACGUGGAAGAACCGGCGGAGAGAAAGUGGCCCGUCAGUGCUGGAGCGGGAAAGACAGGGCACCUUCGACAGCCUGCAGGCAGCCAGUGACGAGGGCCUGGUCAAUAAAGAUUCCUCUGAAGACAGGAAGGUGAGAAGGAGAUCAGAUGACAGACUGCAUAAGGGCAAGAAUGAUCACAGCAGAAUAACAGCUGAACUCUAUUAA
Messenger RNA from Cheilinus undulatus (humphead wrasse), 1674 nucleotides. RefSeq names its product leucine-rich repeat, immunoglobulin-like and transmembrane domains 2 (gene lrit2). The coding region runs from base 76 to 1674 and encodes 532 amino acids. The transcript is spliced from 3 exons. Gene Ontology annotation, molecular function: protein binding. The record is from RefSeq and is a predicted model, not a curated record. Lineage: Eukaryota; Metazoa; Chordata; Actinopteri; Labriformes; Labridae.